Solea senegalensis (Senegalese sole) is the source of this 6812-nucleotide messenger RNA. RefSeq lists its product as uncharacterized. The record is from RefSeq and is a predicted model, not a curated record. The transcript has 2 exons. The coding region runs from base 4681 to 5562 and encodes 293 amino acids. NCBI's taxonomy places the organism in Eukaryota, Metazoa, Chordata, Actinopteri, Pleuronectiformes, Soleidae.
GUUCAUUCCUAUGGAGUUGCUCACCCAGCGCAUAUGCCAAAAAAGUUUCUGAUUUCCGCGUUUAUGUCCGGGUUUUGUAGAGCAUGAGCAUGCGCAGUAGUGUUACCCCCCAUGAUGCCUUUCGGCUAUGUGAACGAGCCGUCCGCGUUCUCGACUUGCUUGGCCCGUUAAAAAAUUGUCAAGACUGGCUCAUAUGACUUGACAAAAACAACAAGGUACAAGAGAGAUGCCUACAAUUUAUUUAUAAUCAAAAUAAUAAUCUAAACCAAAUAUAACCUAUAUCUGUAAAGGUGAAUCAGUUGUAAAUGCAGGUGCAUGGAUGUGUGUGAGUGUUGGAUGUGAAACUAAGAACAAAACAAGAUGAGCUGCAGGAUGCCAGGCUGGAAAUGCUGAGAGAGCGAGAGCACGGCUGGACUGCUGGGCUUUAAAGACACAGCCCUGCCUCCUUGGAAACUACACACACCUGCAAUGCAUAGGCUUGAUUGCAUGCCUGAGUAAAACAAAGAGAAAGGGAGAGAGGCACACCUACACAACCCCGCCCACUCAGGGUCGACCCCUGAAGACAGGAACUCAAAAGAGUGACCGUCCCAAACAUGAACUACCACCAAAUAUUUUCAAUAACAAUAAACACAAAUAAUUACCCCCUCUUUUUCUGCAUAUCCUAACCCAAACUCACUCACUUGUCUCAGUACUCUGCAACCUGGUACCGGGAAGCCUAUUUAAGAGACUGAAACAUUGGCUGAGCAGGAGAGAAAUGUAGGGAAAAGUUAAGGGUCAUAACAAAAAACAACAUGAUCAACUGAUCCCCUGAAAAGGUUUUAAUACUUUAAGGCAGAGGUGCCCGCGGCGAGGCAUCUGCCAGGAAAUUGUCAUGCCCUUUAAUGUGACGAAUGUCUACAUCAUAACCCUGUAGAAAUAACGACCAUCUGACGAGUCUCUGGUUUGGGGAUCUAAAGGAACCCAAAAAUGUCAGAGGGUUGUGGUCUGUAUAAACCACCAGGGGUGCCGUUCCAUCAACAUAUACCUCGAAAUGUUCCAGGGCCAAGAUGAGUGUUAAGGAGAAGAACAGAGCAAAGUCUUGACAUUAUCAAACGCCUUCUGACAAUCAGUAGACCUCACAAACUUAACUUUAAACUUAAAUAGUUCAGUUAAUGGAAAUACGACUGUGGAAAAGUUUCUAAAGAAACUUCUGUAAUAGCCAACCAAACCCAGAAAAUGUUGGAGCUCUUUUUAGUGGUAGGUUGGGGAAAUUCAGACACUGCCAGUACUUUCGCCUGCACAGGAACCCUGCCCAACCACACGGCCCAGAUAAGUUACUGUCGCCCGAUCAAACUCACACUUUGCCAGGUUAACGGUUAACUGUGCUUCAGCCAACCUCUCAACCAAUGCUUUUAUUCUCUGUAAAUGAGAAUGCCAAUGAGAAUUGCAGUACCGAGGAUGGUACUGCAAUGUCAUUUGCCAACAAGUAAUCAAUCUCAGCAUUCAAAUGUUUAAGCUUUUAAGGACUUGUGCGGUAAAAUCGCUGUCUAAUUGGCUGAGCUUCACCCACAUCAAUAUCAUGCUCAAUCCAGGUGGUACGGGACAGCACGUCACCAAAAAGCUGUGGAAAUUUUCCAAUCAGUCCCAUCAAUUGGACACGCAGUGACUCAGGCAGAUGAGCAAAUGAAGAGUCCAGGUUGCACAAAGAAUCAUAGUUUUUAAUCUGCCACUCACCAAACUGUCAUCAGGCUCAGGGACGCUGUCCAGUGCUUCUGUUGCACUCCAGGUGUCCACACCGAGCACUGGACCCACGUUACCCUUUACGGCACUGUCACCUUUCAAACACUGAUAAUACAGCUUUAGCAGGUUAACAUGAUACAGAUGAGACUUUCUUCAAUGUUCUUCUGGUGUAGCUAUAAGAUAAUUCAAAGACUUGAAUUUACUUUUUCUAUUACAGUAUAAGGGCCGGAAGAUUUAGCCUGGAAAGGUGAAAUAACCAGCGGCGUCAAAGCCAGGACUCCGAUCCCCAGGACUAAAACCAUGGCGCUCUGUACCCUGGUCAUAAUGAGCUUUCAUUUUGGUCUGAGACUGCCCCAGUUUCUCCUUAGCCAACAUCCCUGCCAUAAAUAAUUUUGAAAAUUCAUUUACAAAGUCGAUCAGAUUUCGUGGAGCUUUGGUGGGAGCCAACCCAAUUUUCAGCCCUGUCAGUGGUCCGCGCACAGAGCGCCAAAAUACCAAGUUGUUCGAGCUAAAGCCCGUACUCUCAUGCACUGCUUCUCUUGCUGCUAACAUUAACCAUGGGAGACCCUCAUCCCAGUCCCGAUCUAACUGUGCAAAAUGCACGCAGCAAUGAUUUAAGCUCCGAUGGAACCUCUCUAACGCGCUUUGGCUUUGCGCAUAAUAUGCAGUGGACCGAUUAUGGCCAACCCCCAGUGUUUUCAAAACCUGAGCAAAAGUGUGAGCAAAAAUUAGAACCCCGAUCACUGUGUAUAACUUUUGGUAUCCCAAACACUGAGAAAGUGAUUUAACAACAGAUUUAGUGGUGAUGGAUCUAAGUGGAUAAGCAGCAGGGUAACUAGGGGUCAUCACAAAAUGUAAAAUAAAACUCCUAAUUGCCUUCAUUUUUUCACAUCUCGUAAGGUUUUCACAUCGUACGCUUCCCUGACAGUAGCGCCCGUUCCCGAGACGCCACAUGACCGCGUUUUGUUGUGUUCAUACACAGAUGUGAUGUCACUCUGAGAAAUGUUUGUAUUUUUUGAGGGGACGGUGCUCUAUCCAGUUCUUAUAAUACAUCCAUGGAUAGUUCACAAAACUGGUUGUCAUGACACAAUUAUGACAGUGUCAUGAAUAACUUCUCAGACCUCAAGUAAAAUGGUACCAUGUCGAUUUGUCAUUAAGAUAUCAUGAAGAAUAGACUGGCUAUCAUGAUACCAUUAUGAUAGUGUAUUGAAUAAAUUCUCGGACCUCAAGUAAAGUGGUACCAUUUUGAUUUGUUAUUAAGAUAUCAUGAAACGUGGCAGAACCAUUUUGGUGUACAUGUAAUUUUACCGUCACAAGCUGUUCAAAACUUUGUCAAGACAAUCGGCCUUAAUAUUUGUUAAGGCUGAAUAUUUUGUCAUUGCAUUGGUAAAAUCAUGACCUAUCUAAACAAACAGUCAGGAGUUGCACAAUAAAUGCACUUUAAUAAAAUCAAACAUAACAUUUUUAAAUGUUUGCCAUAACAGUUUUAUAUGUUUGGGUCUCACAUGCUUGAGUACAGGAGUUGCACAAUAAAUAAGUUUAAUACUUCAAUUACAAAAAAAUGUAACUUGUUCUCGCAACAACCACCACGUUGUAUUAUUGGCUAAUCAAAAAAACAAACAAAAGAAACUCUGCAUGUACCAUGAACAUGAGCUUUAUUGAAAAUAAGGAGAAAUAGCUAGUUUCUAGUGCUAGCUAGCAAACUACGUUUCUUUCAUGUUAACCAAAUGUUAGCAACAGCUAUCUAAAGUUAACACAGGCUGACGUUAAGAACAAGGAAGACCACUGUCGAUGAUAGACUGGGAUUCCAACAGAAAAUACAGUUCCAAUAUGCUUUGCUUAUCAUUAACAUACCUCUCCUUUACUGCAAGCUGCCCUGAACACUGCCCUACACACUGCCCUGCAUGCUGUCAAAACUUCUCUCCCCAUCUGAUUGCGAAACACAACUUCUCUCCUCAACUGAUGGCAAAACAUACAAACGGCUCACCAGAUUAGUCUACUGGUGAUUCUUGGGAUUUCACGUUGGGAUUUACAUUUCUGAAGACAGAAGCAGAAUAAAGAAACACCUCUUAACUGUUAACUGUGACUCUGAACUGUGUGGCUUGCAAAACAUUAGCUAUGGCCCGGUUGAUAUGUUACAUUAUGGGAUCAUUUAUUUUGAUGAAUGAUGAAUAGUUGCUUACAUUAAUCUAGACAAACAUGGUGGCCAUUUAGCCCAAUUAGAGCAACGGUAUGGGAUCUUUUAUGCUUUAUAUAGUUAUUAUAUACAGUACUAUAGAAAAAUUUAAAAACAACUGCAUUAGGCCACUAUGUAGCCAAGUCUUUUAGAAAUAACUGCAUAGAGUUACUACAGACUGGUCUCCAAUUAAUAUAAUUAUCUUGUCUUAAGGUUUGCGGCUAAAAUAACUAGAUAUGAUCUCUGAUGGGAUAGCAGGAAGCUCAAGGACACUGUCCAGGAUGGCCUAAAAACUCAGAGAGGUUGGUGCAUGAUGUAGGCUAAUAUUGCUUCAACGUCACAGUCCACAACUAGGUUUGACAUCACUAUAUUUGCCACAUUGCAAACCAUUCUAAAAAUUACAUUAAAUAAAUGUAAAUCCAUUUCCUGUAUUAAGAUAGGCUACUCGCAAAUAUAGUGCAGUGCAAUAUGAUAUUAUAGGAACAGCUCAUAUAGAAAUUGGAAAUUUAAUAUCUGUCCCAGGAACUAAAGGUUUUCCAUGAAUAGAAGAAAAACACUUGCAUGAGCCAAAACAAUUAGCCAUGAAGGACUAAGAUAUGAGACUGUCCUCAACCUUUCUUUGUUUUUUAGUAUCAUCAUGGCCGAUGUGGUAACACUUGGCGUCAUCCAUGUGGGUUUUUGGUAUGCUUGAGGUGGAUGGUGAAUCCCGAAGAACCAUUUGAAAUUGGUGAAAAAUCGCUCAAGCCAAACCCUGAUACAUCAUAUCCAGAAGCAUGUGAGACCCAAUGCCACCAUCCUCACUGAUGAAUGGCGUGCCUAUAGGGACAAGCUUUACCGGCAUGGAUAUAUACAGUUUACGGUGUGCCACAAACAGAACUUUGCAAAUCAAAACAGUGGUGCUCAUACACAACAGACGCAGGACCAGGCCCACCACAAAGACUGUUAAAAUCUGGCCAGAAGAUGCUCUCUCAAAACUACAAGACUGCUUCAAUAUGACAGAUUGGGAUCUAUUUGAACACAAGGAGCUGGAGAAGCACACUCAAACUGUGCUGGACUAUAGUCAGUUCUGCAUGGGGAACGUGACUGUGGACAAAGCCAUCCGGGUUUUCCCUAACCAGAAAUUCUGGAUGACUAACCAGGUCCGCACACUCCUCAUGGCCCUCAACGCUGCCUUCAGGUCAGGGGACAGAGCACUUUACAGUGCUGCUCGAGCUGACCUGAAGAGAGGAAUUAAGAGAGUUAAAGCGGACCAUAGGUUGUGUAUACAGUCCCAUCUGUCCAGCAACAACACACGGGAGGUAUGGCAGGGAAUACAGGAUAUCACCAACUACAGAGGCUGUGAGGCACCAACAGCAGACCGGAGUGCGAUACUGGCAGAGGAGUUUAACAGCUUCUUUGCUCGGUUUGAAACAUCUCAGCAGCUCUCAUCUGCCCAUGCCCGGCCACAAUCCCCACCCGCCUCCUGCACCACACCACUUACUGUACAAGAGCACAACAUCAGAUGGGUGCUUCUGGCAGUGAACAUCAAGAAGGCUGCUGGCCCAGAUGGAGUACCAGGCAGGGUGCUCAAAGCGUGCGCCAACGAGCUUGCCCCCACCUUCACCAAAAUCUUCAACCUCUCCCUGGCUCAGGCAAUCAUUCCAUCCUGCCUUAAAACCUCAAUAUAAUCCCGGUGCCAAAGAAGUCUCCCACCACCAGCCUGAACGAUUACCGGCCGUUGGCCCUCACUCAGGUGGUCAUGAAGUGCUUAGAGAGACUCGUUCUUCAGUACAUUAAGGACUAUCUCCCCAUGGAUUUUGACCCGCACCAGUUUGCAUACCGUGCAAAGAGAUCCACAGAGGACACCAUUGUCAUAGCCCUUCACUGUGUUGAACCACCUGGAGCAGCAGCAGAGCUAUGUCCGGAUGCUUUGUGGAUUAUAGUUCUGCCUUCAACACAAUAAUCCCUGACAGACUCACUGGUAAACUAGUCACUCUCCGCAUCCCCCCUCUCACCUGUGCAUGCAUUAAGGACUUUCUAACCAACCGUGAGACUUGGCCCCAUCCUCUCCUCCACCCGCACAGUCAGCAUCGGCUCCCUGCAGGGCUGUGUGCUGAGCCCCCUCCUGUACUGCCAAUACACUCACGACUGUAGCCUGGCCCACAAUAGCAACACGAUCAUCAAGUUUGCGGAUGACACUACAGUGGUUAGACACGUAUCCAGAGAUGACGAGGCUGCCUUCAGAGAGGAGGCCCUGAAGCUGGCAGCCUGGAGCUCAGAGAACAACCUCUCUCUGAACACCAAGAAAACCAGAGAGAUCAUCAUCGACUUCAGGAAGCACAGCACCGACCCAGCCCCCCUCUACAACAAUAAUGAACAGGUGGAGAGGGUCCACACCUUUUUGGAGGUGUCUUCAUCUCUGCUGACACCUCCUGGUCGGAGCAUGUCACUAACAUCAUCAAGAAGGCUCAGCAAUGCCUACACUUCCUGAGAGUCCUCAGGAAGCAUAAUCUUAAUUCCAACCAGCUGCUGGCCUUCUACCGUUCAUCUAUUGAGAGCUUGCUGACCUACUGCAUCACAGCAUGGUACGGCAGCUGCACCAUGGCAGACAGGGAGAGGCUGCAGAGAGUUGUGAAGGCAGCUCAAAAGAUCGCUGGCUGCCCUCUCCUAUUCCUGAUGGACAUCUACAUCUCCCGCUGCCUCAAUAGAGCCAAGGCAAUCAGUAAGGACAGCUUCCACCCUGGCUCUGAUCUGUUUGAUCUGCUGCCCUCAAUUUUAUGGUCUGGCAUGAAUGAAACAAAACAGCAAAAGAGAAAUAACACUGCUAAAAAAAAAACACCAAUUUGAUUAAGAAAUGGUGUGUUAUACAAAGUUUUAGUUCUAAUGAUACUUUAAAAGGUCUAUUUAUUAUCAUUACAUUGUAACUAUAUCUAUAAAA